AUGAAUACUUUGAAAAGAAUACAGGAGACCAAGCAAGCAUCAAGGAAGAAUCCAGAAGUGGAAGCAAAAUGGUUGGAUUACAUCCAGGAUGAAAGCCUCAAUCCGGUCGCGAUUCCGGUAGGGCCCCGGUUUCAAGCCGACUUGCCGGACUGGAUUGGUCCGCCCAAUAAUGACAUAGAGAAGGAAUCAAAAUGGUUGGGUACACAGGUAUGGCCAAUCAAGAAUGACCCAGAGGAAACAAACGAGGCGAGAAUUGGGAAAGGGAGACCAGAGUUCUGCAACUGUGGGUCGCCUGGAUCAGUUGAAUGUGUGAGAAGGCAUGUGGGUGAAGAAAGAAAAAAGCUGGAAUCUGAACUGGGGCCUGCGUUUCAGGAAUGGAGAUUUGAUGAAAUGGGAGAAGAUGUUUCCGAUCAAUGGAGUCUACGGGAGCAGCGCAAGUUUGAGUCAAUUGUGAAAAGGAAUAAUCCAUUAUUAUCUCAAGGUAAAAGCUUUUUGCAGGCUGCCAUGGCGGCUUUUCCCUCCCACAACAAACACAGCAUCCUCAAUUACUACUUCAACGUUUAUCUCCCUCGGAGAUUUAGCAAGGAAACAAGGUCGGAUCAUCGUGAAGCCGCCGGCACCGAUGACGAGGAGACAAACUCCCGUUGUCUGAAGAAAAGGCGUUUUGUAUAUUGAAAUGAAUCUACAUCCCGUACCGUUACUGUAUCACCGUGGUCCAUUUUUUUCAAAUUACGA
Messenger RNA from Ipomoea triloba (trilobed morning glory), 735 nucleotides. Its product is annotated as AT-rich interactive domain-containing protein 1-like. The transcript has 3 exons. The record is from RefSeq and is a predicted model, not a curated record. NCBI's taxonomy places the organism in Eukaryota, Viridiplantae, Streptophyta, Magnoliopsida, Solanales, Convolvulaceae. Bases 1 to 675 code for a protein of 224 amino acids.